This is a messenger RNA of Lathyrus oleraceus (garden pea), 378 nucleotides long. RefSeq names its product secreted RxLR effector protein 161-like. The record is from RefSeq and is a predicted model, not a curated record. The transcript has 2 exons. Bases 1 to 378 code for a protein of 125 amino acids. NCBI's taxonomy places the organism in Eukaryota, Viridiplantae, Streptophyta, Magnoliopsida, Fabales, Fabaceae.
AUGGAUGCUUGCAAAGAUAUAGCCACUCCAAUGGGAUCGAGGAGAUAUCUUGAUCAUGACGAAUCUGGAACUCCAAUUGAUAUCACUAAGUAUCAAGCUUGUCCAAAGGAAUCUCAUAUCACUGUUGUGAAGAGAAUAAUGCAGCAUCUCAAAGGAACAUCCAAUGUCGGCUUAUGGUACCCCAAAGGUAGUAUAUGUAAUCUUGUUGGUUCCUCUGAUGCAAAUUAUGCAGGAUGUAAGAUGGACAGGAAAAGCACGAGUUGGGCAUGUCAUAUUUUUGGAAAUGCUCUAGUUUCUUGGUCAUGUAAAAAACAAGAAAGUGUGGCUCUCAGCACUGCAGAAGCAGAAUAUAUCACCGCCGAUAGUUGUUGUGCAUAA